CGAUUCUAUGUAAGUACUUCACGACAGUUGAAACGUCUUGAAUCGGCGUCGAGGUCACCGAUCUACUCCCAUUUCCAAGAAUCUAUUCAAGGUGCAGCGUCAAUUCGUGCCUACAGAUUGGUAGAUGAAUUUGUCAAGGAAUCUGAGCGAAGAGUGGACGAAAAUCUGGCUACUUAUUAUCCAAGUAUUGUAGCGAAUCGAUGGCUUGCGGUGCGCCUCGAACUUGUUGGUAAUCUCAUUGUUAUGUUUUCGGCACUUUUUGCGGUACUCUUCCGAGACUCUCCCGGCCUCACUGCGGGUCUAGUUGGACUUUCUGUGUCAUAUGCUUUGAAUAUAACGCAAACGUUGAAUUGGGCUGUACGAAUGACAAGUGAAUUGGAGACAAAUAUUGUCGCUGUGGAACGUAUCAAAGAGUACAGCGAUACUCCGAUCGAAGGAGCUCAUUCCAAAGAGAAGCCAGCCGAUUCAUGGCCACAGCAAGGAAGGAUUGACAUCAGAAAUGUCUUUUUGAGAUAUCGUGAUGGUUUGGAACCGGUCUUGAAGGAUGUCUCUGUGAGUAUUCAACCGAAAGAAAAGGUCGGAAUUGUUGGACGAACCGGAGCUGGGAAAAGUUCAUUAACGUUAGCUCUAUUCCGAACUGUUGAAAUAGAUAGUGGAAGUAUUGAAAUUGAUGGCGAGAACAUAUCAAAAUUGUCGCUAGAAGAGUUGAGGUCUCGGCUAACAAUCGUGCCUCAAGAUCCGGUAUUAUUCUCAGGAACUUUGCGGUUUAACCUGGAUCCAUUCGAUGCCUAUACUGACGAAGAAAUUUGGAACGCUCUCCGGAAUGCUCAUUUGGAGCCCUUCGUCUCGUCACUUGCUGAAAAACUGCAACAUCAAAUCUCAGAGGGAGGGGAGAAUUUGAGUGUUGGCCAACGUCAAUUGCUGUGCUUAGCUAGAGCUUUGUUACGUAGGCCGAGAAUUUUGAUUUUGGACGAAGCAGCAGCAGCUGUGGAUGCUGAAACAGAUUCCCUUCUGCAGAGAACUAUACGUGAACAAUUCGCUGAUUGUACAGUAUUGACUAUAGCACAUCGACUACAUACGGUGAUGGACUGUGAUCGGCUUCUUGUCCUGUCGGCAGGAUGUGUUGUAGAAUUUGAUUCACCUCAGGCACUAUUGACUAAAACAGAUGGCGUUUUUUAUGGUAUGGCUAAAGACGCUGGUAUUGUAUGA
This is a messenger RNA of Haemonchus placei, 1209 nucleotides long. NCBI's taxonomy places the organism in Eukaryota, Metazoa, Nematoda, Chromadorea, Rhabditida, Trichostrongylidae. The record is from the annotation of a GenBank genome assembly.